GCCGGUUAAUUGUUGCAUUGCUAGGGGCGUGGUCCAUUGGGUCACGCCCCUCUUCUCUGACCCAAGUUUAUACACAAUGGCUGAUAGAGUACCUUCUGCACACUCUAUAAAGAGCCCAACUAGAGAAAUGGAGAUGCUCUCACCGGAAGGAUCAUCCGUGUACAUGACUGAGGUUAGACUGGAUGACACCACUGCCCCUGUAGCUGGUAAGCCGCUCCCUCCUGACAACACCACUACACUGAUAGGAGUGCCUCGCAAAGUCAGUGUCCCCAGUGUGGAUGAAGUGGACAGUUGCUCGAGCGAGAGCCCCCCUCCCAGUCCUGCAUCUGUGCUCAAGAAUGCUGGGGUGGAUAUUGACCUGAACACUCUAACUCCUGAUGGAAGCUCUGCUCCUCUGGAAUUGCUAUCACAGUUCAUGAGCUGUGUAAUGAGGGAAGAGUAUGAAGCCGCACAACUGCUCUGCAUGAAGCUGCUGGAGUUUGAGCCUAACAACCAGACUGCACAAGAGUUCCUUCCUGUUAUCAUGGAGAGACUGAAACUAGAUGCUGAAUUCUCCAGCGAAGAGUCCAGUGAUAGCAGCAGCAGUGAAUCAGAGACUGACUCUGCCUCUAGUAGUGAUCAUGACAGCUCUGAGAGUGAAGCCACUCAUGAGACUGUGAACUGUAUAGCUUCCCAUACAAACUGUACACAUCAUCACUGACCCCCAUCCCACUCGUGCAUAUAAUUAUGAUUAUUCAUGAGCUCUAUUUUUAUAGCCCUAUCAUCAUUCCAACCCUGUCACAUGCUCACAUGCACUAUGAUGUUACAUGAACUAUGUAGACACUUGUCUAAGUAA
Molecule: messenger RNA, 835 nt
Organism: Halichondria panicea
Lineage: Eukaryota; Metazoa; Porifera; Demospongiae; Suberitida; Halichondriidae
Product: glutamate-rich protein 2-like
Exons: 6
Coding region: 77-700 (207 amino acids)
Source: RefSeq, a predicted model, not a curated record